AUGCAACAGGAUAAUAUAGAAGGUAUAGAAGAAUAGUUCAAUGGAUUGAAUAUAAACGGACAGACAGGAGUUGUUUAUGAUUUAGAACAGUUAAAACACAAAUCAGUAAGAUAACAUGUUGAAUGUCCAGCCAGACUUUAAAGCAUAUUUAAUCAUUUAACAACCCAAGGGUUGCUGAAAUCACCUCUUGUCCAUAUUGUAGAUAAACUCAAACCAGCCGAAAAAUCUAUAGUAAAAUAUGCUCACGAUGAUAAUUAUAUAGAGUUUAUUGAAGGCAUGUGGCCAGAAAAAACAAAAAAGAAAGAAAUCUACAUGCUUGAUACAUACUUCAAUUAGAGUAGUAAAGAUGCAGCAUAUUUAGGUGUUGGAGGCGUUAUCGAAUCAGUAGAUAGAAUUAUUAGCAAGUAAUGGAAAAACGCUUUCUGCAUAAUUAGACCUCCUGGUCAUCAUUCAGGUGAAUCAAAAGUUUGUACAGGAUUUUGUUUCUUCAACAACGUAGCAAUUGCAGCAAAAUAUCUUUAAAAGAAUCAUGGAGUUAAAAAGGUUCUUAUAUUUGACUGGGAUAUUCAUCACGGAGAUGGUACCUAGCACAUUUUCUAGGAUGAUCCUAACGUUCUAUUUGUAUCCAUGCACAGGCAUGACGAUGGAUCAUUCUAUCCCCAAAGUGGCUCAGUAACUAAUAACGGAUCAGGAGAAGGCAAAGGUUUCAAGAUAAAUAUCCCAUGGGAUAUAGGAUAUAGUUAAAAUGCACUCACUGCAGGUACUGAUGAGUAUAUAUAUGCUUUUGAAAGAAUAGCUUUUCCUAUUAUUUAAGAGUUUCAGCCAGAGUUUAUUUUGAUAUCUGCUGGCUUUGAUUCUGCUGAAGGGGAUCCAUUAGGACAGUGCAAACUCACUUAUGAAGGAUAUGCAUAUUUGACUAGAAGAUUAAUGGAUAUAACUAAUGGUAAAAAUAUAUUAGUAGUAUUAGAGGGAGGAUAUAACUUAGAAAGUAUUAGCUGGGCUGCAGAGUCUGUUCUUAGAACACUAACAGGAGAAGCUUUUCCUUUGGAAAAGGGAUAAAGAAAAUGCAGCAUUUAGGAAUUAAAGGAUCGCAUUUAGCCAAAUAUUGUAGGAUUUAAUGCAGUUAAGUAAUGCUUAUAGGAAUAUGGCUAAUACUGGAAAAUGUUAGGAGAGUUUGGAAAUUAGUUUGAUAAAUAAAUGAUAAGGAAUGUUACUGAGACAUCAUAAAUAUCAGCUGGACAUGAAUUAAACUUCAUGAUAAAAGGUGAUUAGCUUUGGAAAAAAUGUAAAAAAAAUGAAAUAGCAUUCUAUAAAGACUUGAAUAAUCCUAAUUCAAAAUAUAAAGAAGAAAAUGAAAAACUCAAGAAAUUCUUACCAAAAUUAAUUGGAAUUGAAAAUUACAAUAACAAUGAAUAUGUUGUACUCGAAAAUUUAAAUUUUGGAAGAUCAAAGGGUUCAAUUAUUGAUUUUAAAUUAGGUCGCACAACACUUCAUAGUUCAUAUAGUGCAGAAAAAUAAAAGCAAGCAGAUAAAAAAGAUACCAAGAGCACUUCUCGCUAGUACGGAUAUCGCCUAAGUGGUGCACUUUUAAAAAAUGACUUAGGUAUCCCUGUUGAGAUAUUGAAGAAAGGAACCUAUCUACUUUGUUUGUCAUUGAAAGAAAUCCAUUAAUAUAUUAAAAAGCUUUUUUCUUCAAACACAUCACACUUUGAUUAGAUUAAUAUUGUUCCACUUUAAGAGUUUAUUAAAUUUUUGGAAGAAUUGCUUGACUUCCAUGAAAAUGUCAAUACUCGUUAGUUUAUAGCUUCUUCAAUUAUGGCUAUUGUUGAUAAUACCAACAAUUCUUAUGCUUUCAAAUAUAUUGAUUUUAAUUAUGUUGGCGACCACCCAGAGGGCGGACCCUAAAGAGACCCAAAUGUUAUAUUUGGUAUUAAAAAUUUAUUAGAAUCAUGCAAAAAAAUAUAUAAUUCAGCUCUUAACAAAAAGGCAAAAUGA
Tetrahymena thermophila SB210 is the source of this 1995-nucleotide messenger RNA. RefSeq names its product histone deacetylase family protein. The record is from RefSeq and is a predicted model, not a curated record. Gene Ontology annotation, molecular function: histone deacetylase activity; kinase activity. Gene Ontology annotation, cellular component: histone deacetylase complex. The transcript has 3 exons. Gene Ontology annotation, biological process: inositol phosphate biosynthetic process; chromatin organization. Lineage: Eukaryota; Ciliophora; Oligohymenophorea; Hymenostomatida; Tetrahymenidae.